UGUUUCAAGAGGAAAUUUGAUCACCUCUCAAGAUAACGCAGGUAUCCUAAACGAGUGUGCGAGUGCCUGCAGGCUUUAAGCUGCUGCCAGGAGCACAUAGUUUUUGGAUUGGUAAGAACUGCCAAAUGACGCUUCAUGAAAUAUAAAUGGAAGAAAGACUCAGAGAGAGCAAUAAAAACCCUCCACCCUUCAGUCUAGGAGGACCAGGGAAAGAAGUUCAGCAGCUACAGGAUAUGGCUCUGGGGAUUCCAAUGGCAGUCUGCCUCCUGUUCAAAGCAAUGGCGGCCGCGCUGACCGAGGAAGCAGAAGUGCACGUGACGCCUCCUAGCACAGCGCAGCAGAGCACCUGGCCGGCCAACAACACGGAAGCUGACUUCAUGGAAGGACCUGUAGCUUUGAAGUUCCCCCACCCUUGUCUGGAAGACCAUCAUAGCUACUGCAUUAAUGGAGUGUGUGCAUUCCACCAUGAGCUGAAGAAAGCCAUUUGCAGAUGCUUCACUGGUUACACGGGAGAAAGGUGUGAGCAUUUGACCUUGACUUCAUAUGCUGUGGAUUCUUAUGAAAAGUACAUUGCAAUCGGGAUUGGCGUUGGAUUGUUAAUUAGUGCCUUUCUUGCUGUCUUAUAUUGCUACAUAAGAAAAAGGUGUCUAAAUCUGAAAUCACCUUACAUCAUCUGCUCUGGAGGGAGACCAUUGUGAGACCUUAUAAGGCAUACCCAUCGAGUCAUUUGUCAAAAGCAAUGGGGACUCGAAUGGAGAUCUUCAGAUGAUACAGAACGUGACAUGCUAACCUGAAAAUAAUGGAGGUUUGGGUGACAAUGCAAUAAGAGGAUAAAAUUGAACAUUGGUUCUUAGGUUUUACCAUCUUUGGGUGCCAUGAGAGCUAUGUGAACAAGCUAUGUGAAACCAAGUUCACAACCCUCCUUUGGGCUUGUUAUUGUGUGCUCAUUGUCACUGCAGGACUUGUUCCAUGUUUCUGAUCAUCUCAGAUGUGAGUUUUCAUUUUAACUGUUACCCCACAUCAAGUCAAAGUAAUGCCAUGCCUGAGUUCUUCAUGUACUCAACAUUUGGGGCCACCUGUUUCAAGGGACCUGAUCCCAAACCGUCUGUCCUGAUGGUAUUUCAGGGAAUUUGGUAUCAAUUUUCAAAUGAAACCAGUGAACGGCUCUUCGAGUGAACAAAAAAUGCAUUUAACCUGAACCACUGGAAGAAAAUGGAGUAUCCGGGGCAAGCAUAAAUCACACCCAGCUGUGACAACAGUGUGGAAACUUUAUUUGUGGAGUUUGCAAUAAGCAAAUGAAUUCUUGAAGACUGAAAGUCACCUGGACAGCAAGUCCUGAGUAGGCAAAACUGACAUUUCUGUAUGGAUUAUAAAACCUUACGCUGAGCUAAUCUGUACCCUGAUGCAUAUCAUCUUAUCCUUCCAUUGAAAGACUCACCUGGUGUCCAUCACUUGAACUGAAGUCCUAGAAUUCAUCUAACAACUAAAAGCCUCGAAUUGAUCCCUAAAUGGAAGCUGAAAACUAGCUAUAGGACAUGGAAUGUUACCACUUUUGAUUGAUUGAUAAAAUAUUUGCACAUAGGUAAAAAUGAAACAAUGGUAGAAAUACUUAGUUGGGAAUCAGGAUCCUUCUUUUGAACUGUGUUUCUGCCACAUGAUCCAGUCUCGGGCAAGUCUUUUACUUUCCUUGGGCUUUGGUUACAUUUUCUACAAGACACUUGUAACUCUAAAAUUGAACUGUAGGAGAAGAUAAAAACCAAACUCCUAUAUUUGUGCUGCAAGUCAGAUUAUCUUCAACACUUUCAUUAUCAAUCCCAUC
Messenger RNA from Peromyscus californicus insignis, 1819 nucleotides. It is a transcript of the gene Epgn, whose product is annotated as epithelial mitogen. Bases 147 to 698 code for a protein of 183 amino acids. Lineage: Eukaryota; Metazoa; Chordata; Mammalia; Rodentia; Cricetidae. Gene Ontology annotation, biological process: positive regulation of mitotic nuclear division; epidermal growth factor receptor signaling pathway; positive regulation of cell population proliferation. The transcript has 5 exons. The record is from RefSeq and is a predicted model, not a curated record.